AUGAGCAAAAGGCUAAAGAAACUUACUAUCAAAAAUACAAUCAACACAGGAAGGAAAAAAUCUGAAAAGGGUAAAAUAGAGGGUCAAGAGCUCCAGUUCUUCCUAUCAACAUCUGAUAAUCGCCUGCAAAGAGUAAAAUCUGGUGCGAGGCUGUUCAGCAUAAUCCAUAAAAAGGAAGAGAACCAAAAACCAAUUGAAUUAAUAGAGCAUGUGAUUCAUAAGCAAUCAACUCAGAAUAAAUAAGCUUUCUCCUGAAGAAAAGAAGGAUAUUGACAUGUGUCUCACAGAAGUGCUGAAUGGCAACGUUGACAUGGCAAAGUACCUUGGCCAUACAAAGUUUGACCCAUGACAAGAGAUCAUCAAAGAAAAGAAUAUAGAGGAGUUCUUCAAACAGAAAUACAAUAUCUUAAUGAUGUAUAUCGAAGAUGAACAGAAGAAGAGAAAGCCAAAGGGUCCAAAGGGUCCAAAGAAGGCACGCAAAACCUAUAGCCAAGAGAUAUUCGAUCUUUCUGCUGUGCCAGAUUUGAAAUAAUAUGACUACCUCAAAGAGCAAAUUCUCUGGCUUCACCUCUGCCCAAGAUAAAGUCCAGGCCAUCGAGGAAGAAGUCUCCAGGGAGCUUGAUCAAGAAUGGGAAGAAAAGUAUAAGGAGAAAAUUGAGCAAGAACAAGUUGAGGAAAAUAUACAAAAGUUCUGUCAGAAACUCUUAACUCAGAAAAAAUAAAGUACAAAGUUUUGUCGACCCAAGGUCUAGUAAAAUAAGAAAGAACUUCAAGGUGAUUAAUGAGCAUAUUGAGAACCUCAAGAAAAUUGACCCAAACACAAAUUUCCUCAACAAGAAACCUCAGAAUAAACGUAGAGAUAAGUUUGCGAAAACUAAUAUUGAAGUACUUGCUGAUAUCCUAACCUCUUCAAAUCAAGUGGCUUUGCCAUUAGGUAAAAAGAAUUCUUUGCACGAUCCCAAGCCGAAAAGAAUGCUCACAAGGGCUGCCUCAAUGGGGGAUAGCAGAGAGUUGUUCAUCCCAAAUGAGAAUGACUUAAUCGAAGAGUAUGAGUUAGAAGCGCUACAGAACAGAGUUCUCUCUCAAAAUAUCAAACAGGGCUUAAAGAAAGCAAGUCCUUCAAAGAGAUUUCAUAAAAGCAAUUCUCAGAACAAUAUCAAAAUAUUCCAAGAUUUUAAAAGUUUCAUGAGACCUUCAACUUCUCAGAUGAAAAGAGACAAAAAAAAGCUGGUUAAUGACACUGGAGAGAGGAUUGGCGAGCCCAAGUUCCUCAGUGAGUACCAAAAUUUAGCCGAAAAGGAUGUUAAAACUUACAGAGAUCUCAAGACUGUAAAGCAUCAGAUGCCACUAGAAAUUAACUAUAAAUACAAAGUUGAUGACUUCUAUAAGCAGAAGAAGGAUCUGCCUCCAACUGCAGCUACAAAAAGAAGAGAAAUUAUAAACAAACAUAGAGCAGCUAAAACAUCUCAAGGGAAGAGGAUCAAGAAUAUUAGAGAGAUUUCAGCUGCAUUAACUUCUCAAAGGAAAGCAGACUGGGAGCAACUGAGAUCUUCAAGUGCUAAGAGAAUGGUUGAGAGUAUUCCUAGCAAGAGACCUACCACUCAAGGCUCUAACUUCCCUUCAAAUUUUGCUAUCGGAAAUACUCUUGGUUUAUUUUCAAAUGCUCCCCGAAGAAAAUUAGGAGAUAUUCCAGGAAUUGACAUUGAAGAAUCUUCAAGCGAGUUUAUGUCAAGUAAUGCUACUAAAGAUCCAACAGAGAUGGUACUUCAUAUGAAGGGACCAAUUUAUUCAACAGCAAAAAGGAAUGAUGAAUCUCCUGACUUGGCUCAAAAAAGUUGGAAAAACAAAGCCUACAUGGUAGAUACCAAAACCAAUCAAUUUUUCAGAUAUGCCAAGCAUAAUUACGAGUCUGUGUACACAAAGAAUAAUUUUUAAUUGAAAUAUUCAAUAAUA
Messenger RNA from Moneuplotes crassus, 1953 nucleotides. NCBI's taxonomy places the organism in Eukaryota, Ciliophora, Spirotrichea, Euplotida, Euplotidae. The record is from the annotation of a GenBank genome assembly.